Messenger RNA from Iphiclides podalirius (scarce swallowtail), 432 nucleotides. The record is from the annotation of a GenBank genome assembly. Lineage: Eukaryota; Metazoa; Arthropoda; Insecta; Lepidoptera; Papilionidae.
AUGGAAAAUAUUAAAAUGUUAGCUCUAAGCGGGCUUGUGGAGCUCACUUUGGAUGCGCGAUGCGGGGAUAAGUGGGACGGGUUGUGGGUACUCACUUCAUUUUCUGGCACAGUGAACCAAACAGGAUCUUGGCCUCCGACACUAAAAGGCGACACUGCUCUCUACUCUUGGCUGUUUCUUGCCCGUUUGCAGAUUGGAGAGCGCUCAGAUCUUUCUGGACUUCAUCCUUCCAGCGAUGUUGCGUCACUCCGGAUGGGUGACCCAAAUAUUAUCGGCGAAACGAAGGCCGCGAGACUGCAUUGGCUCGGCCACUUGGAGAGGAGGGGGGAGGAGCGUGCCAUCAAGAGAGCACGUAUGUGGAUGCUAGACGGGAAGUUUCUUCCCUUCCAACCGAAACCGGAUGAGCGAUGGAUCCACAUAUUUUUCGGUCGG